Messenger RNA from Ornithorhynchus anatinus (platypus), 2105 nucleotides. RefSeq names its product nucleoporin 85 (gene NUP85). Gene Ontology annotation, biological process: protein import into nucleus; mRNA export from nucleus; positive regulation of DNA-templated transcription. Lineage: Eukaryota; Metazoa; Chordata; Mammalia; Monotremata; Ornithorhynchidae. The record is from RefSeq and is a predicted model, not a curated record. Gene Ontology annotation, molecular function: structural constituent of nuclear pore. The transcript has 19 exons. Bases 66 to 2030 code for a protein of 654 amino acids. Gene Ontology annotation, cellular component: nuclear pore outer ring.
CUUCCUGCGGUUUGGGGCCCGGCGCGCGGGAAGAGGCGGCGGGCGCGAGCAGGCCGGGGGGCGUCAUGGAGGAGGUGGACGGGGAGCCGCCGCUCACCCCCAUCCCCGGCGUGAAUCCCGAGAAGAAGCAGAUGUGUUUCGACUGGGGGCCCGGUGAGAUGCUGGUGUGUGAGACAUUAUUCGGGAAGAAAGAGGCUGUGGUGGGGGUGGCCGGCUGCCCCUUCAUCUACAUCGUCCGGAAGGACAUGGACGUGUAUUCCCAGAUCCUGCGCAAACUCUUCAACGAGUCUCACAGCAUCUUUGUGGGACUGCAGCGCAGUGAAGAGGAGCUGGCGGGCAAGUCCAGGAAGACCCAGUUGGUCCGUGUGAGCAAAAACUACCGGUCGGUCAUGAGGGCCUGCAUGGAGGAGAUGCACCAGGUGGCUGUGUCGGCCCAAGACCCCGGGUGUGGACGCCAGUACAGCAGCCAGGUCUCAAUUCUGUCUGCGAUGGAGCUGAUCUGGAACCUCUGUGAGAUCCUGUUCAUAGAGAUGGCCACAGCGGGGCCGCUGCUGCUGCUGCUCCUGGACUGGAUCCGGCUGCACGUGUGUGAGAUGGACAGCCUGUCUGCCGACGUCCUGGGCAGCGACAGUCCCACCGACCACCAGAGCUUCUGGGAUUUGGUGACGCUGUUGGUGCUACAGGGCCGCCUGGGGGAGGCGCGACAGAUGCUCUGCAAGGAGGCGGACGCCAGCCCGGCGGCGGUGGGCGUGUGCGGGAUCCUCGGGGACCUCAUGCGGGCCAUGCCCAUCCUCAGCCCGGGGAACAUGCAGACCCUGACAGAGCUGGAGCUGAAGUGGCAGCACUGGCAUGAGGAGUGUGAGCGUCACCUCCAAGAUGGCACCUUCGCCGCCCACCCCCGCCUGGAGACGCUCUGUAAGAUCCUGGUGGGGGACGAGGAAGCGCUGCUGGGCCAGAAGAGGCUCCUCAGCACGUGGUAUCACUUCCUAGUCACCAGGCUUCUCUACGCCCACCCUACGGUCAAGCCCGCUGAGUUGCAUUUCUACGCACAGUCCAGCCUGGAUCUCUUCCUGGGCAGUGACGGCAGCCCGGAGCCGCUGGACAACAUCUUGAUGGCGGCCUUUGAGUUCGACAUUCACCAAGUGAUCAAGGAGUGCAGCAUCGCCCUCAGCAACUGGUGGUUCGUGGCUCACCUGACGGACCUGCUGGACCACUGCAAGCUCCUGCAGUCCCACAACCUCUAUUUUGGCUCCAACAUGCGUGAGUUCCUCCUGCUGGAAUUUGCUUCAGGGCUGUUCGCUCAUCAUAGCCUGUGGCAGCUGGGGGUGGAUUACUUCGACCACUGCCCCGAGUUCGGCCGCGUCUACCUGGAGCUGCACAUGGAGCGGAUCCCCCUGGACACGGAGCGCAAGGCUCUCAAGGUGCUGCGCAUCUGCGAGCAGCGGCAGAUGGCAGAGCAGGUUCGCAGCGUCUGUAAGAUCAUGGCCAUGAAAGCCGUCCGCAACAACCGGCUGGGUUCCGCACUGUCCUGGAGCAUCCGGGCCAAAGACGCCGCCUUCGCCACCCUCGUGUCAGACAGGUUCCUGCAGCAUUACUGCGAGCAGGGCAGCUUCUCGGACCGGGACCUCAUCGACAACCUGGGCUCCUCCAUCAUGCUCAGCGAUCGCCUGACGUUCCUGGGGAAGUACCGCGAGUUUCACCGUCUGUACGGGGAGCAGCGCUUUGCCGCCGCGGCCUCCCUGCUGCUGUCGCUCAUGACCUCCCACAUCGCCCCCCGCUCCUUCUGGAUGACCCUGCUGACCGACGCCCUGCCCCUCCUGGAGCAGAAGCAGGUCAUCUUUUCUGCAGAGCAGACCUACGAGCUGCUGCAGUGCCUGGAGGCUCUGAUGGCCAUCAAGACGGGGCCUGAGGGCCAGCGCCUGCAGGACGACGACGGCGUGGAGGCGACCAAACUGGAGAUGCUGCGGCUGGCCCUGGCCCGGAACCUGGCCCGCGCCAUUGUGCGGGACGGCACCCUGGAGGGCUCCUGAGCCUGGCCGCUCCCCCCCCCACCGCUCUGUACAUACACCAUUUUUAAAAAAUAAACCUGACUUUUUGCAACUCCA